AUUAAUAAAGUUCAAAGUUCAAACUAGCUUUACCUGGUCAAACGAGUUAGGUGAAUCUUUAGCUCAAUCUUGUUGACUGUGUAGGCCUGAAGAUUUCACCUCCGUCCAUUUCUUAAAAUCGUAAGUAAGUUCACUGCGUCCAGCGUAAGAUAGAAUGACUUCAGAGAUCGCUCCAGGAAAGCUGAGGCCACCAGUGUGGGACGUACAGGAACACAACAUUCAACAGCUGUCAAAGAAUUCACAAGAAGCCGCCCGCGAAACAUUAUGCUUGAGCAACAACCAGGCUGUCAAAUUGGUGGAAAAUCUGUACGGCUUUAACGUAGAAUCCGUGAAGAAACUGGGCAGUUAUGGCGACUACAACUUUCAUGUGAAGGUUUCUGGUGCUGAUCUGGAGCAUCAUGAGUACAUACUAAAGGUUAUGAAUGCAAAAGACUCACGUGACGAAGAACAAAUCACUGCUCAAACAUCGAUGAUGACCUUCCUGUCCACCCGAGACUUUCACGUGCCGAGACCGGAGCAGAACCGGUGGGGAAACAUCAUGAGUCUGGUAAACUUCGAAAGGAAAGAAAACGGUACAACUGUCUCCACUGAUCACAACGUGCGUCUCCUGACGUACCUUUCCGGCAUUCUGGGCAGUGACGUCACUUUAGACCCAGCGUCUCUGUACGGUGCUGGCGUGUACAUGGCAAGGCUCCAUCAAGCUUUAAAGAACUUCGACCAUCCAGGUUUGCAUCGACCAAAUUUCAAAUGGAACUUAAGAAACACCUCUGUAGUCGGAGAGUAUCUACACGUCCUGGGCAGCAUAGAAGAUCAGAAGAUGGCUCACAAAGUUCUCGACCUUUUUGCUGACAAAGUGCUGUCCCGAAUGGAAGACCUCCAGCAAGGACCGACACAUGCAGACUUCGGAAGCGGUAACAUCCUUGUGAAAGAGAAGACGACAAACCCGGGCCCCGAGGAAAGGUACCAGAUUUGUGGUGUGCUGGAUUUUGGCGACGCUAUCUGGAAUCCUUUAGUGUUCGAUGUGGCGAUAUCUCUCCUGUUCUACAUGUUGACUGCACCCGAUCAUGAGGAUCCUACAGUAUAUUCGGGGCAUUUUCUCAGAGGGUACGAGUCUGUCCGUCCGCUUACUACGGCUGAGUGGGACGUGCUGUACCACUGUGUGGUGGAACGGGCAUGUCAGCUGUACGUGCUGAAUGAACGUGCCGUCAGUGUGGAACCAGACAGAGAGGCGCACAUCAGGCAAGACUGUGAACGCCUCUACGAGACGCUGAAGUAUUUGGUAGAAUCUCCGAAAGCCGAAAUUGACAAGCAAAUGCUGGGAAGGUAAAGGGCUUCUCUAACUAACUGGAAGGACUAUGACCGUAGUAUGUGCGACACAAAAACUGUUACAUGUAAAUUCACACAAUACAUAUUCAACAUGCUACAUGAUGAAGAGAAAAAGGAAAAUAACAAGAAUGUUAUAACACACAUGGCUACCAUUCUAACAUAACAUCAACAGGGUACUGAUAGUAUUCACUGAUACGUAUGUGCUCAAGAUGAAAGCUCCGUGGUUUAAAGCCUAUGUUAACCUCCUUGGUGGUAUGAGUAGGAAUGUUGAAAAUGCAUCUCCAUCAAGCAUCCCGUGUGUGCGUAUGGAUCCUGUUCUCCACUAGAUGAUAAAUUGGUUCCAGAACUGUUAGUCUGCGAUUUUCAACGUUGGCUGGGUUCUCUUGUGCCGGGAAAUAAUCUCCAAGCAGAUCCUACGGUGCCAUAAGAUAGUAUCAAAGCUGGCCAAGGAGUGUAGCCGGCUAAGGGAGUCAAUCGGGCACCGGAGUUUGAUACUAUACAUUACGCACCGUGGAUCUGGUUGGAGAUUACCGGGAAAGGGAGUUUGCCGAGGAAGGGAGUUUGCUGUGAAAGGGAGUUUGCCGUGAUAGCGAGUUUCCUCCCGUCUCCGAGCCCCGUUCCGAAGACUGCAACGGAGUCUAGCUCAAUUAUGUGUUUUUCAAUAUAGUAAGUUAUACUAGUUGCAUGUGUCACUUCUACAGAGUUUAUUUUGUCGGACAGCCAUCUGUUUUUGCAUUGAAAAUAUGGUAACAUUGUGUCUUGGGUGUCAAUAUUGUUGUUUAGUACCUACUAUUUGUAUAACCAUUGAGUUCGGUAGCCUGUGGAAACACUAGUGUGGUAGCCUCGAGUUGUUGAUACUAGUGUAGGCUACCACAUCUAUAGCGUCACCAAUGUGUUGAUGAAAUCUCCUUGGUGUCACUUUGUGCACUUCUUGAAUACAGGAAUAAAAGAUCUGUUGGUUGUGAUGAGA
Branchiostoma floridae (Florida lancelet) is the source of this 2296-nucleotide messenger RNA. RefSeq names its product hydroxylysine kinase-like. The transcript has 6 exons. Lineage: Eukaryota; Metazoa; Chordata; Leptocardii; Amphioxiformes; Branchiostomatidae. The record is from RefSeq and is a predicted model, not a curated record. Bases 155 to 1327 code for a protein of 390 amino acids. Gene Ontology annotation, molecular function: amino acid kinase activity.